Messenger RNA from Anguilla rostrata (American eel), 6244 nucleotides. RefSeq names its product ATP-binding cassette, sub-family A (ABC1), member 5 (gene abca5). The record is from RefSeq and is a predicted model, not a curated record. Bases 545 to 5719 code for a protein of 1724 amino acids. Gene Ontology annotation, cellular component: membrane; intracellular membrane-bounded organelle. Gene Ontology annotation, biological process: transmembrane transport; lipid transport. Gene Ontology annotation, molecular function: ABC-type transporter activity; lipid carrier activity; ATP binding. The transcript has 40 exons. Lineage: Eukaryota; Metazoa; Chordata; Actinopteri; Anguilliformes; Anguillidae.
CUGUCUCGUUAAAUGCACACGUCUAUAUCACAACUCCAAAUCGCAUCGUACUUUGCUUAGAUUGUCCCGUACAAUCUACAAUCCUUUGUCCCGGUGUUUCUGUGGUGUUUCAGGAAUGAGCGAAAAUCUACCUCCCAGACCAGACCAAUCGACGUGCUGAGGUUUUUCCUGAUUGGUCAACGUCACUUGCCGGGGCCAGCAAAGGCGGAAAUACAACUGCGUUACUGAGUACGUCUCAUUAUUUACAACGAAACAGAAGAAUAAAUAGAUAUAUGCGCUGCCACAUCGGCAUUCUUAUAGACAGGAAAGAUAUGGCGCAUCGCAAUUGAAAUUUAAGCUCAGUUUAAUCAGUUCGCAGUUGUUUAUAUGCAUUGAGAAGGCAUGUGCAAUUUACGCUAACCCAAGCCGUCAGCUGUAUCAAGCUGAGUUGCUAAAGCAAGAUGGUUAACUAAUAACACGGAAUUCUGGGAAUAUCUAGCUGGUUUGUUUGCUGCGCGGAGGACAUCAAAACCGGUGUGCCCACCAGGAGAGUAAUCUGGUAAGAAUGGCACCAAACGGGAGAGAUUCUGGAGUCUGGCACCAGACCAAGAGUCUGCUUCACAAAAACCUGCUGCUCAAAUGGAGGACGAAGCAACAGAGUCUGCAGGAGUUGAUUCUGCCCUUGAUGCUUCUGGGCCUCCUGGUUCUGAUCAGCACACUCAACCCUCAUGUUUCCUACGCUGGCUUUAAGACUAUCGACCUGGAGAAUGACUUUGACCUGCCCUUCAAGUACCUGGGCUACACCCCCAUCAGCAACAUGACCACCCGCAUCAUGGAGGAGGUGUCCCAUUCCCUGCCCAAGGAUGUGGUGCUGGAGAUGUUCUCCAGUGAGCGGGAGCUGGAGAACGCCAGCCUGUACGAGUCCUCCAGCUUUGUGGGCGUGGUCUUCCUGGAUGGGAUGUCCUAUCAGCUGCGCUUCCAAUACAAAGAGCUGCCGCUCCCCAGCGACUACACGGAGUCCUUCGCCAGCUGUUUAGAGGAUUCUUUGAACUGCAGAGCAGCAAACUACUGGGACACAGGUUUUAUCUGGCUGCAGUCCCACAUCGACGCCGCCAUCAUACAGAUGCAGACAAAGCAGGACGUGUGGCAGGCCAUGUCGGGGCUGCAGGUGGUGAUGAUGGGGCAGCCGGGGCGGGUGGAGAUGCAGAAGUUCUCACACGUGGUCAGCUCCAUCUACCUGGUGCUGGCCUUCACACCCUUCGUCUCUUUUCUCAUCGCCAACGUCGCCGCUGAGAAGGAGCACCGCCUCAAAGACGCCAUGAGGAUGAUGGGCCUGUACGACUCCGCCUUCUGGCUUUCCUGGGGGCUGCUCUAUGCAGUGUUGGUCACCGCCAUGUCUAUUGUGAUGGCCAUCAUCGCCACCUGUACCGCCCUCUUUCCCAACAGCGAUGUGCUCCUCAUCUUCCUCCUCAUCUUCCUCUAUGGAAUCUCCUCCAUCUUCUUCUCCUUCAUGGUGACUCCGCUGUUUAAGAAGCCCAAGUUUGCCAGCACUGUGGGCUCGAUGCUGACAGUGGUGAUGGGCUGCCUGUCCCUCUUCACUGUGCUGAUCAAGGACUUCCCCCAGCCGCUGGUCUGGGCCCUCUGUCUGCUGUCUCCUAGUGCUUUCUCUAUGGGUAUCGCACAGGUGGUGUAUCUGGAGGCACAUGGAGAUGGGGCAGUGUUCUCCACCCUGGGCAGUGGGCCCCACCCUCUCUAUGUUCCCCUGUUCAUGAUGCUGCUAGACAGCGCUCUCUACCUGCUGCUCGCCCUCUACCUGGACCAGGUGCUGCCAGGUGAGUUUGGUAUGCGCCAGUCUCUGCUCUACUUCCUGAAGCCGUCCUAUUGGUCCAGGCGCAGGAAGCGGUAUGUGGAGGUGAGCUUAGUGUGUGAGAGGGAGCUCAGUGCAGGCCCCUCCCUUGCCACGCCUGUGUGCCCCGCCCAUCCUGCCCAGCUCAUCGAACCCGUUUCCCCAGAGUUCCGAGGUCGAGAGGCCAUCAGGAUCAGUAAUCUCCGGAAGGUUUAUAAAGAGACGGACAGCACUGUGGAAGCUUUGAGAGGUCUCUCGUUUGAUAUCUGCGAAGGCCAGAUCACUGCCCUGCUGGGGCACAGUGGGGCUGGGAAGUCCACCCUGAUGAACAUCCUGUGUGGAAUCUGCCCUCCUACUGAAGGCGCAGCCACUAUCUACGGCUCGUCAGUGGGUGAGAUGGCAGAGGGGGCGGAGCUGAGGCAGCUGGUGGGGAUCUGUCCGCAGUUCAACAUCAUGUUUGAUGUUCUCACCGUGGAGGAACACCUGCGCGUGUUCGCUGCUAUUAAAGGCAUCAGUUCUGCAGAGACCGCUGGAGAGGUGUCGAAGGUUCUGCGGGAUUUGGACUUGGAGAAGAUCAAAGACGCUCAGGCCCGGAAACUGAGUGGAGGCCAGAAGCGAAAGCUGUGUGUGGGAAUCGCCAUCCUGGGGGACCCUAAGGUGCUGCUGCUGGACGAGCCCACUGCAGGUAUGGAUCCCUGCUCCAGGCACCAGGUGUGGGCUCUGCUCCAGGCCCGGAGGGCUGGGCGGGUCACUGUGCUCAGCACACACUACAUGGACGAGGCUGACAUCCUGGCAGAUCGGAAGGCGGUGCUUUCUCAGGGUCAGUUGAAAUGUGUGGGUUCUUCCCUCUACCUCAAGACCAAGUGUGGAGUUGGCUACAACCUCAGAAUGUCAGUGACGGAGGCGAGUGAGGUAGAACGUAUCACCGCAUUGGUCAAGCAGCACAUCGCCAAAGCGCAGUUGUCACGGCAGCAGGAGGCGGAGCUCAUGUACACACUGCCAUUUGAAAGCAUGGACAUGUUCUCAGGUCUCUUCUCUGAACUGGACUGUCGGCCGGACCUCAGCAUUACCAACUACGGGGUUUCCAUGACAACGCUGGAGGAUGUCUUCCUGCGAUUGGAGGCUGAGGCUGAGGUGGACCAAGCAGACUACAGUGUGUUUGAUCAGGAGCUGGUGGAGGCUGAGGCCUCUUCGCUGGAGGACAUGGAUGAGCGGCUGCUCUCCUUCUCAGACGGCGGUUCUGAAGGCGUGGCCGGCCCCGCCCUGUGGAGACAGCAGUGUGGGGCCGUGACCCGGCUGCACAUGCUCAGUCUGUGGCGCGAGAAACCGCUGAUCUACAUCUUGGCCACGUUUGGGACUUUCCUGCUGUCAGUUCUGAUAGUGUCCCUGACCACAGGAAACAUUCAGUUCCAGUCCCCAGAACGGCAGCUUCUCCCGGUCUACCUGCUGGGCCCGAAUCGGACAGCCCAGCGGUACAGCACCUCACUGCUGGUGCACAACUCCACUGAUGCAGAUAUCUCUGAGUUCCUGCACUGUGUGGAGUCCCAGGACAUUGUGGUGGAGUUGCAGAAGGAUCUGGACUACAUGGCAAUUGCUCCACAUAGUGCAGCCAUCACUGUCACCGGGACCAGCAGGGAUGUGAAGUACCAGGUUGCGUUUAACAGCACCACUGUGCACUCCCUGCCCAUGGUGGUGAACGUGCUGAGCAACGCCCUGCUGCGCUGUCACAACGGCUCGGGCCACAUCCGCACCUGGACCAGACCCUUCCAGUUUCAGAUGACGGGCGGCAUGUCCUAUGCACUGGUGUACAUUGAGGCUGUGCUUCUGGGCCUGCUUGUCGCCGGCACCCCCGCCUACUUCGCCAUGGAGCAUACGCGUGACCGGGAGAUUAAGUGUCGCACCACGCUGCGUGUGUCGGGGCUGGUUCCCUCGGCGUACUGGUGUGGGCGGGGCCUGGUGGACGUGCCGCUCUUCUACGUCCAGAUCAUCUGCAUGGUGGCCACACUGUUUGCCUUCCACGCCUCUGACCUGCUGUACUCCACUGCAGUCGCCUUUACGAUCCUGUGUGUGAUUGGUUCUGGCCCAGCUGUAAUUCUUUUUACGUACGCCAUGUCUUUCAUGUUUACGCGCAUUCAGAGCAACCGUGACUUCCUCUCUGUCGUGUUCAUGAUGGUGUGUGUGGUUUCUGCAUCGGUGGUCCAGCUGGCCUACAUUAAUCAAAGUGUUCUUCUGGCCCAAGUCCUGCACAGUGUCCUCUGCUUCUUCAGCCCCUUCUACCCCCUCAUCGGCUGCCUCAGCUGCAUCGCCGAGGCCACUUUCCUGACCUCUGGGUAUGAAAGCCGCCGGUUCCUGUGGAAGGCUCAGCUUAUGUCUGUAGUAGCGCCCUACCUGCAGUGCAUCCUGCUGCUGUUCCUGCUGCGCUGGCUGGAGAUCCGCAGUGGAGGGAGUAUCAUGAAGAACGACCAGCUGUGCAGGAUCCGGGCUCGUGCAGCAGGGGGCAGCAGAGCUCGGCAGCUCCCUGAGGAGUGUGUGUCUGAAGAUGAGGACGUGCGAGUGGAGAGAGCGCGCGUGAAGGAGGCGCUGACCUGUCAGAGCUGUGAAGAGAAGCCUGUGGUGCUGGUCAGUGAUCUGAGGAAGGUGUACUCCGGAGGGAAGGAGGGAUUGGACUUGAGUAAGAAGAGGAAGGUUGCCACCAAUAACAUCUCUUUCUCUGUCCGCAAAGGUGAAGUGUUGGGUCUCUUGGGCCCUAACGGUGCAGGAAAGAGCACUAUUAUGCACAUGCUGGCUGGAGAUUUGGAGCCAACUGCCGGACAGGUGCUGAUGGGAGAUUACAGCACAGAGUUCCAGCGGGGGGAGAUGCCCCUGGAGCACUUGGGGUACUGCCCCCAGGUCAGCCCACUGUGGCCCAAGAUCACCCUGCAGGAGCACCUGGAGAUCUACGCUGCCAUCAAAGGGCUCCACCCACAGGAUGUCCCAGACAUCAUAAAACGGGUGGUCAAUGCUUUGGAGCUGAAGGAUGACCUCCAUAAGAAAGCAAAGGGCCUGCCUGCUGGGAUCAAGAGGAAGCUAUGUUUUGCACUGAGCAUGCUGGGAAAUCCUCAGAUAGUACUUCUGGAUGAGCCGUCCACGGGGAUGGACCCUAAAUCCAAGCAGCGGAUGUGGAGGGCGAUACGUGCAGCUUUCAAAAACCGCCAGCGUGGGGCAGUCCUGACCACUCACUACAUGGAGGAGGCCGAGGCAGUGUGUGACCGUGUGGCCAUCAUCGUCUCCGGCCAGCUCAGGUGUAUCGGAUCCAUCCAGCAGCUGAAGCAGAAGUAUGGACAGGGCUACAGCCUGGAGGUGAAGCUGAGGGAGGAGCAGGUGGGCGUCCAGCAGGUGGCGCUCUUACAUGAAGAGCUGAUGAGGAUCUUCCCACACGCUGCACGGCAAGACAGCUUUGUGUCUUUGAUGGUGUACAGAAUUCCUAUGGAGGAUGUUCAGUCUCUGGCCGAUUCUUUUUCCAAGCUGGAGAGUGCAAAGCAAUCCUUCAACUUUGAGGAGUAUAAUUUCUCCCAGUCUACACUGGAGCAGGUGAGUGCCCAUGUUCUGAGGAGUAUAAUUUCUCCCAGUCUACACUGGAGCAGGUGUUUCUGGAGUUUGCGAAGGAGCAGGAGAAUGAGGAGGAGGACGUGGGGUUGCUUAGCACCUCCUUCCGGUGGCAGCGUCUGCAUAAGGACGGGACCUCAUCCAAUAGCCACCCCGACAGCAUCGUGCACCAGCUGUGACCCCGCCCCCAACUCUUCUUCCGCCACCAGCCCUGACCCCGCCCCCAACUCUUCUUCCGCCACCAGCCCUGACCCCGCCCCCAACUCUUCUUCCGCCACCAGCCCUGACCACACCCCGGACCUGCACUGACUGGCUAGACCAGCGUUUCCCAACCUUUUUCUUUCCGCGGCAUACUUUCCAAAUUUACAGAAUCUCAUGGCACACCACUCUCAAAAGCAUAAAAAAUAAACACCCUGCAGCGUCAGAUGUGACGUGCCAACAGUAGGCCUAAAUGCUCUUUUGGGGUUUUAAUUAAGUGAUAUGCAUUUCUUUGACAUUUAUCUUGGCUUUUGUGAAUGGGAUUUGUUCAUUUAAGUAUUUUUAAUUCAUUUGAACAUUAACAUUUUUUUAAAGGAUUUUUCACACAGCACACCUGACCUCGCCUGACGGCACACUGGUUGGGAAACGCUGGGCUAGACCAGAACAGACUGAGCCACACACCUAUUACAUCACAACAUCACACACAUACAGACAAAGUACAAGGAGGGUAGAAGAAUCACCCUGCCAAUGCGUACACACACACACACCCACGCACAUGCACACACACACCCACGAGCAAGCACACACACACGCACACACCCACACGCACGCACACACACACGCACACACACACAC